AUGGCUUCAAAAACUCCGAUGGAGGAUGCAAUGCGCUCCAAGAUCACCGAAGCUCUCAAACCCACAACCCUCGAAAUCCACAAUGACUCUCACCUACACUCACACCACAAAGCAAUGGCCGGAAGCACAUCGCAAGAGACGCACUUCAGGGUUGUGAUCACGUCCGAGGCAUUCAAAUCCAAGAUGCAACCUGCGCGGCAUAGAAUGGUGUAUGCGCUCUUGAAGGAGGAGAUGGCACAGGAGGGCGGUAUCCAUGCGCUGCAAUUAAGGACCAGGACGAUGGAGGAGGAACAGAGACAGCUGCAGAGGGAGAAAGAAGAGAAGGGUGAGCCGAUUACAAGUGCGGGUGUUAGUACGGCAUAG
Messenger RNA from Cadophora gregata, 363 nucleotides. RefSeq lists its product as uncharacterized. The transcript is spliced from 2 exons. Lineage: Eukaryota; Fungi; Ascomycota; Leotiomycetes; Helotiales; Ploettnerulaceae. The record is from RefSeq and is a predicted model, not a curated record. The coding region runs from base 1 to 363 and encodes 120 amino acids.